Acomys russatus (golden spiny mouse) is the source of this 1472-nucleotide messenger RNA. It is a transcript of the gene Pdzd11, whose product is annotated as PDZ domain containing 11. The record is from RefSeq and is a predicted model, not a curated record. Gene Ontology annotation, biological process: protein localization to basolateral plasma membrane; neurotransmitter secretion; maintenance of epithelial cell apical/basal polarity. The coding region runs from base 60 to 482 and encodes 140 amino acids. The transcript has 7 exons. NCBI's taxonomy places the organism in Eukaryota, Metazoa, Chordata, Mammalia, Rodentia, Muridae. Gene Ontology annotation, molecular function: protein binding. Gene Ontology annotation, cellular component: cell-cell junction; basolateral plasma membrane; synapse.
GGGUUGGCUGUGAGCCGAGGCGCCGCUGAGGGAGGCCUAUUUGCCGGGGUUGGCCUGAAAUGGACAGCCGGAUUCCUUAUGAUGACUACCCAGUAGUUUUCCUGCCUGCCUAUGAGAAUCCUCCAGCAUGGAUUCCUCCUCAUGAGAGAGUGUACCACCCAGACUACAAUAAUGAGUUGACCCAGUUUCUGCCCCGAAUUGUCACACUGAAGAAGCCUCCUGGUGCUCAGUUGGGAUUUAACAUCCGAGGAGGGAAGGCCUCCCAGCUAGGCAUCUUCAUCUCCAAGGUGAUUCCAGACUCUGAUGCACAUCGAGCAGGACUUCAAGAAGGGGACCAAGUUCUAGCCGUGAAUGAUGUGGAUUUCCAAGAUAUUGAGCACAGCAAAGCUGUUGAAAUCCUGAAGACAGCCCGAGAAAUCAGCAUGCGUGUGCGCUUCUUUCCCUACAAUUAUCAUCGUCAGAAAGAGAGGACUGUGCACUAGAGACUUGCAGCCCACAGCCCUCCAUGUGGAAUCUGCCAGGGCAAGCUGGCUAGCGCUCCGAGAAGCCAGUCAUGACAUCCUACUCUCGGCACCUUCCUGGCUUAGUGGAAGGGGAGGAUGGGGAGACAGCUUACCAGCUGUACUAUAUAUAAGCUGUACUGUACUGCAAGUUCCCUAGUUUGCUAGGUGAGUUUCAUUCUGGAAAAGGAGAAAGAUAAUGAGGUCUAGGAGUCAGUAGCCUGUAGGGAAAGGCAGCUAGAAAACAACUGGCAUUUAUCAGGUACCAUGGAUUGGUCACUUAUACAGAUUAUCAUUUUAUUCAUAGAAAUCAGUAGAAAAAAGAAUCUUGGGGACCUUCCAUCUGAUUUGCCUGGCCAUGCCAUCCAGUCCUUGUACAUAUACUUUGGAGUCCUUUACACUUGGGGGGUGCCAAGGAGACACUGUUUUUGCCACUUGCUCCUUAUCUUCCCGAAAGUAAAAAUGGAAUACUGAAUAAAUGUGGCUUGAGUGAUACUGUUUAGAUAUAAAAUGCCAUUGAGAAAAAAUACAACAACCAAACACUGGAAGAAACAGCAGCGUCAUACCUACUGUACAACUAUCUAUAUCUGGCCAGAAUACUUGGGAGGUUAAAAAACACUAGCCAUAGAUAACCAAGGGAUGCCUAGGGUCAAGGGCCCUCAGUAAAACUGCCCCUUCCUCAGGAGUGUUAAGACUUUCUCCUGCAGAGGAUUGCAUUAAUAUACUCUUUCCCACGUUGUCUGAUCAGGAUCUUAAACCAAAGAAGUGGCAUAGAAGUCCCCCCCACCCCCGAAGAAGGUUCUGCUGCAAUGAAAACCCAAAACUAGACUUAAAACUAAUCCUGGGGAGAGCCAUCAGGAUUACUCUCAGGAUUGAAAGGAUGCCUUCUUCCAAGCCUGACAAUCUGAGUUUGCUCUCCAGGACCCACCUGGUGGAAGGAGAGAAGUCGUCUGUUGUCUUUCACCUGCAGGC